Molecule: messenger RNA, 5649 nt
Organism: Etheostoma cragini (Arkansas darter)
Lineage: Eukaryota; Metazoa; Chordata; Actinopteri; Perciformes; Percidae
Gene: ano5a
Product: anoctamin 5a
Exons: 19
Coding region: 1197-3809 (870 amino acids)
Biological process (GO): chloride transmembrane transport
Cellular component (GO): plasma membrane
Molecular function (GO): chloride channel activity; protein dimerization activity
Source: RefSeq, a predicted model, not a curated record
AUGAACCUUUAGCUUUCGUGGCACCUAUCUCAGUGGAUGUAGCAGCUGGGAUAUAUUUAAGAUCAAAGAGGUGACCAGUUCCAUUGAAGUUCUGUUCCAAACUUAUUUAGGCCCAAAAAAGAAAUGCUUUAAAAGUAAUAUUUAAAAGAAACCCCUCCCCGAAACUAGUAGCAUAGUUCUACAUUUACUCUUCUUAAUUAAGAUAAAAUACAUACACAUGUUUAAACACCCAGUAGUUAGGGGUUAGUUUGUAAAUGUAUAGAGCUCUGUGGCCUCUACCAGCUUUACUGAGCAGAUGCACUGAUUCCAUACGGCUGAUCUGUAAUUACUGCAAAUUAGAGAGUUUUUGCAGCAACGUCCCAGUUAAAGAAAGCAUCCACCCUGUCAUGGUAAAAAUGGUCCAAUAUAGUCUGGGAGGUUAUGCAGACCUGUGGUUAUCUUAGAACGUAUGCAUCAUUUGGGCUAAGAUAACUGUAAAAACACGUAGACACAAAUUCUUCUUCAAGUUAGUACAGUAGGAAUCAGGGUGGUAGAUCCAGCUGUAGGGCUAAAUACAGCUGUUUUACCUACAGUAUAUCACUACUUGUUUGAGGCAGUUUACAUGCAUUAUCCACCGAUAAGUGUCCCAUUUGCACUUCAUAUAUUGUUGUGGUAAGGUGUCCAUAUUGUUUAAUUGAUUAGUUUCAAACAGUCAAGUCAGAAUGGGGCAAUUCUCAGAGAGCAGUUCUCAGUUUUGGUUUUCAAACUUUAUCAGAACAGUUUUCUUUAUAUGGUCAGUUGUCUUUUCAGCUGACAUUUUACUGGUGAUCUGCAAUAUUAGACAAUAUGUUUGAGGGACCUUUACUGUCCUGAUGGUCUUUGUUGUACAGUGAUAUUACCUCCCCUGAUGCUGUGCUCUUAUUACAUUAGCUAGCUAGCUGGCAGUCGCUAAGCUAUCACUGUGCUGAUGUCAUCUCUAGGAGACUUCUUAGUAUCCCUUCUCCUGUCUCUCUCCCUCACUCUUUUCCUAAUGAGCAAGUAAGGGAUUGUUCUGGGAGGUGGGUGGACUGGAUGGAGCUCCUGUGGCUGGGCGAUCAGUGGAGUGAGAGUGAGAGAAGCAGUGCUUUCAGGGUUGGACCAUUCUCCCUGGAGAAGGGCAAUUUUUUCAGACAGACAGCCUUUCCGCUGCUGCAUCAUUACCAUAAAGGGAGUGGGCCAUGGAGAUCGACAAACAACAACACAGUAAAGACUCUGUAUUCUUCCGUGACGGAGUGCGCAGGAUUGAUUUUGUCCUGUCCUAUGUUGCCGAUAAAGAUGGUGAGAGAAAACAGGAGAGGAGGAGGUUGUAUGAGGCCAAUCUAGUGAAUGUUGGCUUGGAGUUGGAGAUUGAAGAUAAAUCGGAGUCAGACGAUGGAAAGACUUAUUUUGUAAAGAUUCACGCUCCAUGGGAAGUGUUGGCCACGUACGCAGAUGUGCUGAAGAUUAAAGUGCCAUUCAAGGUCAACGACAUCCCAAACAACAGCGAGAUGCCCAUGAACUGGCUGUCCACCCCCUUUCGUCUGCCGGAGCACAUCAUGCAGCCCGAGCCAGACUUUUUCACAGCUCCCUUUGACAAGAGCAAGUCUGACUUCUUCCUUAUCGGUGACAAGGACACGUUCUUCCCGCCAUCUACUCGCAACAGGAUAGUCUACUACAUCCUGUCCCGCUGUUCAUACCUCAGGGAGGAAUGUGGAGAUAGAGACAAGAAGGGGAUCAAGAGAUUACUCAACAACGGCACCUACACUGCUGCCUUCCCCCUGCAUGAUUGUAGAUACUGGACAAGAUCUAAGGAUGCUAAAUGUGAAAGUGACAGAUACAGUCUCUACAAACACUGGGCCGGAUUCUUCUGUUUCUUCAAGGAGCAGCCCCUCAAUCUUAUAAGGAAGUAUUACGGGGAGAAGAUAGGUAUUUAUUUUGCUUGGCUGGGCUUCUACACUGAGAUGCUGUUGUUUGCUGCAAUAGUUGGGACAAUUUGUUUCAUCUACGGAUUUCUCACCUACGAUGACAACCAGUGGAGUAAAGAAAUAUGUAGUGAGAAAGUCGGAGGGCAAAUUGUCAUGUGCCCGCUGUGUGACAAGAAAUGUGGCUACUGGAAACUCAGCUCAACAUGCAACUCCUCAUGGCAAUCCCACCUGUUUGACAAUGUGGCAACAGUGUUUUUUGCCAUAUUUAUGGGCAUUUGGGUGACGCUGUUCCUGGAGUUCUGGAAGAGGCGACAGGCUCGUCUCGAGUAUGAGUGGGAUCUGGUCGACUUUGAGGAGGAACAACAGCAGCUGCAGCUUCGGCCAGAGUAUGAGGCCAUGUGCACCAACCGCAAGCUGAACCGCAUCACUCAGGAAAUGGAGUGGGUUCUUAACAGGACUUCUACAGAUAUAUUGGGGAAGUUGUUGCUGUGCUGGGCCACCGUGAUGCUCUGGCUCUCAUUGAUCAUUGCCUGCAUCAUUGGGGUGAUAGCGUACCGCCUGGCGGUAUACGCAGCCUUUGCCAGCAUCAUGAAGGACAGUGCCACCAGCAACCUGCAGGUGGUCGGCCCCUACAUCACGCCACAGCUGGCCACCUCUGUCACAGCCUCCUGCAUCAACUUUGUCAUCAUCAUGAUCCUCAACCUCAUGUAUGAGAGAGUGGCUAUUUGGAUCACUGACAUGGAAAUUCCCAAGACCCACCUGGAGUAUGAGAACAAACUGACUGUGAAGAUGUUCCUCUUCCAGUUUGUCAACUACUAUUCCUCCUGCUUCUACGUGGCUUUCUUUAAGGGCAAGUUUGUCGGCUAUCCUGGAAAUUACGCAUAUAUGUUUGGCAGCAACCUGAGGAAUGAAGAGUGUGAUCCUGGGGGCUGUUUGAUUGAGUUGACCACCCAGCUGGUGAUAGUGAUGACUGGUAAACAAGUGUGGGGCAACAUCCAGGAGGCUCUGGUCCCGUGGCUGAUGAACUGGUGGGGCAGCAGGAAGGCACGAAACCACCCAGAGAGUCUGUACAGCCGCUGGGAGCAGGACCACGACCUGCAGGGCUUUGGACAGCUGGGCCUCUUCGACGAGUACCUGGAAAUGGUGAUCCAGUUUGGUUUCAUCACGCUGUUCGUCGCCUCCUUUCCCCUGGCACCGCUGCUGGCACUUAUCAACAACAUCAUUGAGGUAAGAGUGGAUGCCUGGAAGCUAACCACUCAGUUCAGACGUCCUGUGGCAGCAAAGGCCCACAGCAUCGGAGCCUGGCAGGAAAUCCUCAAUGGGAUGGCCGUACUCUCUGUGGUCACAAAUGCGUUCAUUGUGGCCUUCACCUCUGAUAUGAUACCUCGGCUCGUGUACAUGUACACUCAGCCAGAGGGUGAGAUGAAAAUGCAAGGCUACAUAAACAACAGCUUGUCUGUGUUUAAUAUCUCUGCGAUUCCACUGGCCAACAAGCCUGAUGACGAGGAGAACCCUUCCUGGUUCAACAGCUCCACCAUCACUACCUGCAGGUAUCGUGAUUACCGCUACCCUCCUGGCCAUGAGAAACAGUACUACCACACAAUGCAGUUCUGGCACAUUCUGGCAGCCAAGCUGGCUUUCAUCAUUAUCAUGGAGCAUGUUGUGUUUCUGGUCAAGUUCUUUGUUGCCUGGAUGAUUCCUGAUGUUCCCUCUGAAGUGAGGGCUCGGAUAAAGAGAGAGCGCUACCUCGUCCAAGAGUAUCUCCAUAACUAUGAAGUGGAGAAGCUGAAGAUCCAACUCAGUCAAAAUGGCCAUAAUGAUUGUACCUGCCCGCCAGUGAUCUAUCCGUCUCUACCCAAACACGAGAUGCUGUCAGAGUGUCUCUAGCCCAGCGAGCUGCUGGUCAAUCAGCUGGACAUGAUAGGAGGACAUGGUGAUGAUGUAGAUUGCCCUGCUUGUGUAUUAUGAUACUGACCAUCACUUUGCUGUAGUGCCUGUUUGUGUUGUUUGUCAAAACACACACACACACACACACACACACACACACACACACACACAGACAGUUCACUCCAUUCACAGCCAUCCCUCUUCUGAUCGUGAAAGCGCAAACAAGUAAAAGACAAAAUCUCCAUGCAUGCAGAAAUGUGUAUUUACACCUUUUUCCUCAUAUUUAUGGCUUUUUAACUCUAUGUUGUAAUCACAUUGCUGAUGAUAAUCAACAUUUGCUGUAAGAAAAGAAAGAGAAAAGUGUAUACACUGUGUCUAUUCCUGACAACUUGCUCUUAUUUUAAUAAGACUAUUUCUUGAAGUGCCACUAUGAGUAACCAAAGACUGAAUGCCUUAAUCUGUCACACACUUAAAAUUGGUUCUAUCUGCCGUUAGAAUAACAAUUGAUUUUUAGAAACUGAGCAAUUAUAGGUUUUGAGUGUUUCCCUAGUUCAUAUGUGCUGUUGUAUGAAGGAUUCCUGUUUCAUAUACUGUAAGUUUAUGUUCAACUUGAUUUUUGUUGUUGUUGUUUUUUUCAGUUGCUGCAACAAAUGUGAGCAUUGUUUAUUUUCAUUGAGGUCACACCACAGAUGUUUUCACGUUCAUAGGCUGGUCACAUUUUUGCUUUAAUGUCAUUACAGCCCAGCAAUUUCUCCAGGCCAAAAUCUGACAUGUGAAUUAGCUUUUUAUGAAGACAAAUCUGUGCAGCUGUCAGUACUGUGAGUAAGGGCAGAUUUUGUCCUGCAAUGGCCAGUUUUGGGCAGCGGCAGCUGGUGCAUGUUGAUUGUUGACAGUGAGUCUUGUUCCUGGAGAUGACAAGCUUUAAACCAUGAGAGAGUGAAGAGAUUCCUUUUUAAUGUGCCUCUGUUUACCAACACGUCGGCGCUAAUAAAAGCCUGCCCCUACCUACUAAACUAUGUUUGCUCCACUACACAAAGCACACCAGCCAUCGGCCAGAUCUUGUGCUUCUGUUUUCCUCAGCUUUGUCUGUGUAGAGAAGGAAAGAUACACAUUUGUUUUAUUUUUUAUUUUGCACAAAGCACUUAAUGAAACACGACUACCAAGGCAAACAUGUCAAAGUGUAAAUGUUGUCAUGACACUACUUAUUCACAAUUAGUCUUUUGAAUAUGUGUUCAUUUAAAUGGAAUAACGGUUGUACUGUAGGUAAAAGGGAGUCUGAAUUUAAUAUUUAUAUCAUGUUUAAAUGACGACAUGGUAAAAGUUGUAGCUUUUUGUUUUAAGUCUAUAUAGACGUUUCAUGUUUAUUUGCCUGCCUACAUAGAAAUAUGUGAGAGGUAUCUGUUGUGAGAUAUUUGAAUUUUAGGUAAAAUAGGCUUGUUGAGCAACAAACUCAGGCAACUAAAUCUAUGUUUGUUGAGAUGCAGGUAGAUGUAACUUGAUGAGAUAAAUUGUUGAACUAAUCCAGUUUGCCUUUUUCCUGCUGUUCCCUCAGCUAAACUCACACCUGUUGAUGCCUUAAUACAUCUAAUACCUUGUUUUUUAAUUUUAUUUCCUUGUAUAUUUCUUUUUUUAUGUUUUCUUUUUGUUAUGCUCUAGUUAUAUUAUAUUGUAUACCAUUACCAUGCUCGGAAAAAAGUGAACCCGUUUACUGUAUGCUUAAAGUUGCAGUACAUUUUAAUGUUUUCAUUCAUUUGUUGUUGUUUUUUUGUAAUUUCCCUGUAUCCAAAUGUGUAUUGGAAACAAAGACAAAUCUCCAAAAUAAAGUACCAGUUCAACUUGA